CACAGAGAGAGACGGGGGAGAGGAUUUCAACCCAGGCGCGUCAGGAAAAAGUGAAGAAAUGAGCGAAAAAACCGAAAAAGAAGCAGCAUCUGGCUGCAUUUUAAUGAUAUUGGAGACUGCAAAGCUGAGUGCAGAAUUUGUCAAAUGAAAAUAUCCGUCAGAGCAGAUCGGUUCAUCUAAGGGAGCCGAGUCAAACUGUGUAGGAUCAACAACAAACCUGUAACUGUGUAUUAUUUGUAACGGAAAGAAAUGCAUAAAAAUAAGGCUUUUGUGAAAACGCUGAAUAAAAAUUGCUUACCAACACACAAACCAUUUAUAAUUGCUAAAAUAGAAGGCUCCGAGUGAUACUAAAUGAAGAGCCAUUUGGGAGCCGAGCCAAACUGUGUAGGAUCAACAACAAACCUGUAACUGUGUAUUUUUUGUAACGGAAAGAAAUGCAUAAAAAUAAGGCUUUUGUGAAAACACUGAAUAAAAAUUGCUUACCAACACACAAACCGUUCAUAAUUGCUAAAUUAGAUUAAAAUAGAAGGCUCCGAGUGAUACUAAAUAAAGAGCCAUUUGCGAGCCGUAAGAACCGACUCUUCUCAUGGAGCCGAGCUAAAAGAGCCUCCCAUCACUAGCAGGCGAUGAAUAAACCAGGCUAGGCAAAACACGUGAAUUAAUAAAACGGACAAAAACACAGUGGAAAGCGGCUUGGGAAGGUCAGGGGCUAAAAUGCGCGAUACUGUGCAAUGACACUGUGAAUGAGUCUCCUGUUAAAGUGAGUGAGUGGGUGAGAGCGCGUGCGCGCGCGCACUAGUAGCUAUGGAAUAAGCCACACCCUUGUGAUAGGAUUAAAUGCCCCGGUGUGACGUAUCCUCUUACACACCGUGUAACCCUCUCCAAACAGAACAGAAUGACUUCAGUGGACAUGAUGAACUCAAACAAGAUCGACAGAGAAACAAUGGACAGGAAAUCUGAAAGCGUCAUCCCCAUUAUACAAGAUGACAGCCCUCGUUCUUUGGGUUUCUGUGGCUGGAUUUUAAUCUUCAUGUCUGUCAUUUUCACCAUCGCACUGUUUCCUGUCACCAUAUUCAUGUGCAUCAAGCUCGUCCAGGAGUACGAGAGAGCUGUGAUCUUUCGUCUGGGUCGCAUCGUUGACAGAAAACCGAAAGGACCAGGAAUGUUUUUCGUGGUGCCGUGUGUUGAUACUUUCACAAAGGUGGACUUGAGAUCUAAGACUUUUGAGAUUCCACCUCAAGAGAUUCUGACAAAGGACUCAGUGACGGUGUCUGUAGACGGUGUGGUUUACAUCCGGGUCAAUGACCCCAUCUUGUCUGUAGCUAAUGUGAGAAAUGCUGAUGAUGCCACUCGCCUGCUGGCCCAGACCACACUGAGGAAUGUCUUGGGCACUAAAAGCCUGUCAGAAGUGCUAUCAGACAGAGAGGGCAUCUCCCACAGCAUGCAGUUUGCCCUAGAUGAGGCCACACAUCCAUGGGGCAUCAAGGUGGAACGAGUGGAGAUUAAAGACGUUAAACUCCCGCUUCAGCUCCAGAGAGCCAUGGCAGCUGAGGCUGAAGCCUCCAGGGAGGCUCGUGCUAAGGUGAUAGCAGCAGAGGGGGAGAUGAACGCAUCACGGGCCCUAAAGGAGGCCUCCCUGGUUAUUGCGGAAUCACCUUCAGCUCUGCAGCUCCGCUACCUCCAAACACUCAACACCAUCUCAGCUGAGAAAAACUCCACCAUCAUUUUCCCCCUGCCCAUUGACAUGUUUCAGCACUUUGUAUCCCGUAAAUGAGGGUAAAUGUUGUGUCUGCUGGAGCAGAUCUUACAUUCAGGCCUAUAAACAUUUCUCAGUAUCAUUAAGGUCAAGUUUCUCUUACAUGGUCCGUUCUUUAUAGCCUUUAAAACGGCUUUAUUAAGCUGUACAAAUGUUCCUAAUUACUAGUAAGGUGUGUCGUGUACUUUCCUAAAAUUAUUCAAAUGGGAAUGAGUAACUCUUAUUUAGAUCCCACUACUUGAGAGACAGUAUGAAAAUACUAUUUUAUUUAUAAUUCAUUACUUAAUAUUAAACGUGUUAAACAUGUUAAAUGUUUUGUAUAAUAAAUAACAAUUAUUUAAAAAUGGUUAAAUAAUGGUUUUGCAGCACUUUUUCAGUCUACAAAAAGUUUACUGAGCAAAAUUGCCAGAUUUAAGUUUCCAAAAAAAAUUGAGAAAAAUAUUAAAAAAGCCUGUUUUACAUGACAACGCA
This is a messenger RNA of Hemibagrus wyckioides, 2227 nucleotides long. RefSeq names its product stomatin (EPB72)-like 3a (gene stoml3a). Gene Ontology annotation, cellular component: plasma membrane. The record is from RefSeq and is a predicted model, not a curated record. The coding region runs from base 896 to 1774 and encodes 292 amino acids. NCBI's taxonomy places the organism in Eukaryota, Metazoa, Chordata, Actinopteri, Siluriformes, Bagridae. The transcript is spliced from 7 exons.